UGUGCUCGGAGCAUUUGCGUCAAAUGUUGACCGGAAUACCUGCACGCUGGGACUUCUACAUGCAUGUGCUUAAAUACUUCUGUCAGCGGGCAGCAGAAAACCACCUGAAGUUGUUCUUGAAAUUGCCCCGCACACCACAUGAAAAUCACAUGGAGGAAAACUUUCACUCGGUUGGCCCCAGGACCAUGCCGAAAGCUGAGAGAAGGACUCGGAACAUCCUCAGCAAAACAGUGACUGAUAUGAUAAUGAAUGUUGUGGAUCAAGCCACAGAAAAUCCUCUGCGGGCUGCUGAGAUAGUCAGGAAAGGGAAGAAAUCAGGUGCACGAUCUACUGAAGAGUCAGAAUUUUGGGGAAGUAAGCCUGAUAUAGUGCCUGAGAAUGAGGUGCUUGGACCAAGUUCUAAAAUAAAAGUGGAGGACUUUGAUUUAGAGGAGGAACUGAAGCUUGAGGAUAUCGUUUCUAAAUGCUUUGAAGAGCUGUAUGAGCUGAAAAGAUUGAAAAGUGAAACUCCAAAGCGUUAUAUAACCCCUGAGAAUGAGCUGUUCACACCAAGACCUGGAAUAAAGAAAAAGACCUUCGAUUCAGAACAGAAGAUGGAGCUUGAGGAUAUACUUGAUGAAGCUCCAUUUGAAAGAACCAGCCAGUCAGGAAAAGAAGAAGAAGAAAUAACUUAUUUGCCAUAUCAUCUUGCAGAAAGUGUUGUUAAUGGACAGCUUGCAAAAUUUUAGGUUGCUGAUAUUUUUGCCAUUUAUCUUUCUGAU
Messenger RNA from Carassius carassius (crucian carp), 761 nucleotides. RefSeq lists its product as uncharacterized. The transcript has 2 exons. The coding region runs from base 24 to 728 and encodes 234 amino acids. The record is from RefSeq and is a predicted model, not a curated record. NCBI's taxonomy places the organism in Eukaryota, Metazoa, Chordata, Actinopteri, Cypriniformes, Cyprinidae.